AUGUGGACUAGGCUGUCAAAAGGAAUGUUGGAGAUGGUGGUAGUGGUGGCUUGGGCAAUAUGGGAGGCUAGAAAUGCUUUGGUUUGGAAUCAGAAAGGUACCAACCCAAAUUCACUUGUGCAACAGGCCCGAUCUUGUGCUAUAAAUUGGCAGAUGAUUGCGAAGGGAAAUGACCAGCACGACGACACCAUACUGGGGGAAGUUAUGUUUGCCAAAGAGGGGAUGCAUACGGUCCGUGAAGCCGAAGCUAUGGGAACUAGAGAAGCUUUGAGUUGGAUAAAGGAGAAGGGGUGGAAGAGAGUUAUUCUUGAGACCGAUGCCCUGAUUGUCACUCAAGCUGUCGCAGGGGGAAAUAAUAUAUCUCCCUUUGGCUCUAUUAUUGAAGAUAUUCGAGAAUUGAUGCGGCAACUUCCUAUGGUCUGUUUCCGGUUUGUACCUAGAAGGAAGAAUAUGGUGGCUCAUACCCUUGCAAAGCAUGCUCUAAAUUGUGUUGGGACUCAAAGAAUUGAGCUUUAUGAUUAUAUUCCUCGUUUUUUGCCUAUUCUUGUUUCUAAGAAUACUGCUUCUACUUAA
This is a messenger RNA of Ipomoea nil (Japanese morning glory), 573 nucleotides long. RefSeq lists its product as uncharacterized. Gene Ontology annotation, molecular function: nucleic acid binding; RNA-DNA hybrid ribonuclease activity. The coding region runs from base 1 to 573 and encodes 190 amino acids. The transcript has 2 exons. Lineage: Eukaryota; Viridiplantae; Streptophyta; Magnoliopsida; Solanales; Convolvulaceae. The record is from RefSeq and is a predicted model, not a curated record.